AUGGCUGACGAACAUCGUCAGCCGCACCAGUCACCCAAUGCGCCCGUAGAGGGGUCGCAGGGUGACCAUCUCUACGACAGCCAUGUCGUGUCUUCGGACCAGACCUUGGCGUCAGACUCAACCAGUGUAUCUGACUCGUCCGUGGAAGGCCGAUGGGGCGAACGCGAUCAGGGGGAACCCGUCUCCCGUCGCGCGGCCAUGGAGGACUUCGAGGAGAUGAAACGAGAUUUGACCCGACUCAGUCUUCACAAGACUCGUUCGACCACCCGGGAAGGCUCCCGACUACAGCACCGCGUAUCAGGCCGCGCCAGCCACGCGCGUGAUGAAGAAAAGGCUCUCGACGAAGAGGAUGAUUCCACUAUCGCGGACGAGUACCAGGGGGGCUUCGAUCUCAGCGAGUUCCUGAUGGGUGGCCAUCUGGAGCGACGUACCACGGCGGGAGAACCCGCCAAGAAAAUCGGCGUGGUCUUCAAAAACGUUACAGUAAAGGGCGUCGAGACGGGUGCUUCGUUCGUUCGCACUCUCCCAGAUGCUAUCAUUGGUACCUUUGGCCCGGACCUGUACAAGCUCGUGUGUCGGUUCGUUCCGCAACUUCAUUUUGGCAAGCCGCCCCCCGUGAGAAACUUGCUGCAUGACUUCAGCGGAGCCAUCCGCGAAGGUGAAAUGAUGUUGGUCCUGGGCCGCCCCGGCGCGGGCUGCUCGACCUUCCUGAAGACAAUCGCGAAUGAUCGAGAGGCGUUCGCCGGUGUCGAGGGUGAAAUCAGCUACGGAGGCCUGUCCGCUAAAGAACAGCAUAAACACUUCCGUGGUGAGGUCAACUACAACCAGGAAGAUGACCAGCACUUCCCCAAUCUCACUGUCUGGCAGACCUUGAAGUUCUCUCUGAUUAACAAGACCAGGAAGCACGACAAGGACAGCAUCCCGAUCAUCAUCGAUGCCCUGCUGAAAAUGUUCGGCAUCACCCACACCAAGAACACCCUCGUUGGGAACGAGUACGUCCGUGGUGUCUCGGGUGGUGAGAGGAAGCGUGUCAGUAUCGCCGAGACCCUUGCAACCAAAUCGUCGGUUGUCUGCUGGGAUAACUCUACCCGCGGUCUCGAUGCCAGUACCGCUCUCGAUUACGCCAAGUCCCUUCGGAUCAUGACCGACGUCAGCAAGCGGACCACCUUGGUCACUUUGUACCAGGCAGGCGAGAGUAUUUACGAGCUGAUGGACAAGGUUUUGGUCAUCGACGAGGGUCGUAUGCUCUACCAGGGACCUGCCAAUGAGGCCAAGGAGUAUUUUGUGAAUCUCGGAUUCUACUGCCCGGAACAGUCCACCACGGCUGAUUUCCUCACUUCCCUCUGUGACCCGAAUGCGCGCCAAUUCCAGCCCGGCCGCGAGGCAUCCACCCCCAAGACCGCCCAGGAGUUGGAGGCCGUCUUCAAGCAGAGUGAGGCAUACAAGCGCAUUUGGAACGACGUUUGCACCUACGAACAACGUCUUCAGGACACCAACCAGGAAGACACCCUCCGCUUCCAGAAAUCGGUUGCUCAGUCUAAGAGUAAAACGGUCUCCAAGAAGUCGCCGUAUACCGUCUCCCUCUUCCGUCAGGUUAUGGCUUGUGUGCAGCGCGAAUUUUGGCUCUUGUGGGGUGACAAGACUUCUCUCUACACCAAGUAUUUUAUCAUCGUCUCUAACGCUCUUAUCGUCUCUUCUCUGUUCUAUGGUGAAUCUCUGGAUACAAGCGGCGCCUUCGCUCGUGGUGGUGCCUUGUUCUUUUCGAUUCUCUUUCUCGGUUGGUUGCAGUUGACUGAACUGAUGCCCGCGGUCUCCGGCCGUGGAAUCGUUGCGCGCCACAAAGACUACGCUUUCUACCGGCCAUCUGCCGUCUCAAUCGCCCGAGUGGUAGUGGAUUUCCCGGCCAUCUUCUGCAUGGUCGUGCCGUUCACAAUCAUCGUCUAUUUCUUGACUGAAUUGGACGUGGAUGUUUCCAAAUUUUUCAUCUACUUCUUGUUCGUAUACACGACUACCUUUGCGAUCACCUCGCUGUACCGCAUGUUCGCCGCUUUGUCCCCUUCCAUCGAUGAUGCUGUGCGAUUCAGCGGUAUUGCCCUCAACAUCUUAAUUCUGUUCGUCGGUUACGUUAUCCCCAAGCAGGAUCUCAUCAAUGGAUCGAUCUGGUUUGGGUGGUUGUUCUACGUGAACCCGAUCUCGUACAGUUACGAAGCCGUUCUUUCUAACGAGUUCUCCAACCGUGUCAUGGAGUGUGCGCCUUCUCAAUUGGUCCCCCAGGGUCCGGGCGUAGACCCGAGAUACCAGGGCUGUGCGCUUACGGGUUCUGAGCUUGGCCAGACGAACGUCUCCGGCAGUCGGUACCUUGAGGAGACCUUCCAGUUCACUCGGCACCAUCUGUGGCGCAACUUCGGUGUUGUCAUCGCCUUUACGGUCUUGUAUCUUUUGGUGACUGUCGUUGCUGCUGAGGUUCUCUCGUUCGUUGGCGGCGGUGGCGGUGCCUUGGUGUUCAAGCGCUCCAGUCGUGCCAAGAAGAUGAAGACGCAAUCCGGCAAGGCCAACGAUGAGGAGAAGGUCCAGAGUGUAAAUGACAAUGCGGCGCUCUCGCGUGGAGAGGCUCAGUCGUCUAGCAGUCCUGAAACUUUCAACCGUAUUUCGUCUAGUGAUCGGAUCUUCACUUGGUCGAAUGUCGAGUAUACCGUGCCCUAUGGAAACGGAACCAGGAAGCUUCUGAAUGGCGUCAAUGGAUACGCGAAGCCCGGUCUUAUGAUUGCGUUGAUGGGUGCUUCUGGUGCCGGAAAGACGACCCUUCUCAACACUUUGGCUCAGCGUCAGAAGAUGGGCGUUGUCACCGGUGAUAUGCUUGUUGACGGACACCCUCUGGGAACUGAUUUCCAAAGAGGAACUGGUUUCUGUGAACAGAUGGAUCUCCACGACAAUACUUCGACUAUUCGUGAGGCUUUCGAGUUCUCUGCCCUUCUCCGACAGGAUCGAAAUGUUCCGCGGCAAGAGAAGCUGGACUACGUUGAUCAGAUCAUCGACCUUUUGGAGCUUGAGGAUAUUCAAGACGCAAUCAUCGGUUCGCUGAACGUCGAGCAGAAGAAGAGAGUCACCAUUGGUGUUGAGCUCGCUGCUAAGCCUAGUCUGCUUCUCUUCCUCGAUGAGCCUACCAGCGGUCUCGACAGCCAGGCUGCCUUUUCGAUUGUGAGAUUCUUGAAGAAACUCUCCCAAGCUGGACAGGCUAUUGUGUGCACCAUUCACCAGCCCUCGUCCAUGCUGAUCCAGCAAUUCGACAUGAUCCUGGCCCUGAACCCUGGUGGUAACACGUUCUACUUUGGCCCCGUGGGCAAGGGCGGACGUGAUGUGAUCAAGUACUUCGCCGACCGCGGGGUGGUCUGCCCUCCAUCCAAGAAUGUCGCGGAGUUCAUUCUCGAGACCGCAGCAAAGGCGACCAAGAAGGACGGCACGGCCUUCGACUGGAACGAGGAGUGGCGCAACUCUGAACAGAACCGCAAGAUCCUGGACGAAAUCCAGCAAAUCCGGGACGAGCGCAGCAAAAUCCCCAUAGAGGAGAAUGCCGUGCAGUACGAGUUCGCUGCUCCCACUUGGGUGCAGACCCGUCUGCUCACGGAACGUCUCUUCAAGCAGUACUGGCGCGACCCGUCGUACUACUAUGGAAAGCUCUUCGUCAGCGUGAUCAUCGGUAUCUUCAACGGUUUCACCUUCUGGAUGCUGGGCAACUCCAUUGCCAGCAUGCAAAACCGGAUGUUCUCGAUCUUCUUGAUCAUCCUGAUCCCGCCCAUUAUCCUGAACAGUGUCGUCCCCAAGUUCUACAUCAACCGUGCGCUCUGGGAGGCCCGCGAGUACCCCAGCCGUAUCUACGGCUGGUUCGCCUUCUGCACCGCUAGCAUCGUCUGCGAAAUUCCCAUGGCCAUCGUUUCCGCCCUCAUCUACUGGCUGCUGUGGUACUACCCCGUCGGGUUCCCGACCGACUCCAGCAGCGCCGGCUACGUCUUCCUCAUGACCAUGCUGUUCUAUAUGUUCCAGGCCAGCUGGGGCCAGUGGAUCUGCGCCUUUGCGCCGUCCUUCACCGUUAUCUCCAACGUCCUCCCCUUCUUCUUCGUCAUGUGCAACCUGUUCAACGGUAUCGUCCGCCCGUACAAGGACUACCCCGUCUUCUGGAAAUACUGGAUGUACUACGUCAACCCGGUGACCUGGUGGCUGCGCGGCGUGAUUUCCAGCGUCUUCCCGUCCGUGCAGAUCGACUGCGCCUCCCAGGAAGCCACCCACUUCAACCCGCCGCCCGGCCAGACCUGCCAGCAGUACGCCGGCAACUUUGUCUCCAACAUCGCCGGCGUCGGCUACCUCCUCAAUGGCGACGCCACCGAAGACUGCCAGUACUGCCCCUACAGCAACGGCUCCGAGUACAUGCAGACCCUCAACGUCCACGACGGCGACAAGUGGCGCUGCUUUGGCAUCUUCCUCGCCUUUGUCAUCAUCAAUUGGCUCCUCGUCUACUUCUUCAUCUACACCGUGCGUGUCCGCGGCUGGUCCUUUGGCAUUGGCUAUGUGUUUGGCUUGAUCGGGGCACUGCUCGAUGGGGUGAAGAAGCUUUUUACUAGGAAGUCUGCUAAGGAGCAGAAAUAA
This is a messenger RNA of Aspergillus terreus NIH2624, 4641 nucleotides long. RefSeq names its product ABC drug exporter AtrF (gene atrF). Gene Ontology annotation, molecular function: ABC-type transporter activity; ATP hydrolysis activity; ATP binding. The transcript is spliced from 2 exons. Gene Ontology annotation, cellular component: membrane. The record is from RefSeq and is a predicted model, not a curated record. NCBI's taxonomy places the organism in Eukaryota, Fungi, Ascomycota, Eurotiomycetes, Eurotiales, Aspergillaceae. Gene Ontology annotation, biological process: transmembrane transport. Bases 1 to 4641 code for a protein of 1546 amino acids.